CGAUUAAGCAGUAGAACAAGAAGUAGCAUUCUCGUCGCCGAUUAGUGACGAAAUCAAUGACCGUGAGCAGUUUGACAUGUUUUGAAGGAGCCGUAGCUUGGCAGAGAUGAUGAAUUUUCUUGCGUUAGUGAACACUUUACGAUGUUCAUUUCUACGUAUCGAGAGCAGACUUCUCCAGAUUGCAGGAAUAGAGAGACAAGUGGCUCCAGCACUGGCAUUUAAUGGCUCCAGUCUCCUUCCCACAACCGACCAGCAGGAAGUGGAUGAGCAGCAACAAAGCUGGGACGGCAUCUUGUGGAUGGCAGCACCCAAGAAGAGACGCACCAUUGAGGUCAACCGAACAAGGAGGAGGUCCGAGAGCAAACUUAUUAAAAUCAAGACAAACAUCGAACCGUGUCCAGAGUGCGGCCACUUAAAGCAGAAACACAUCAUGUGUGGCUUCUGUUACGCUAAAGUAUGCAAGGAGACGGCGCUGAUCCGGCAUCAAAUUAAAGAGAUGGAGGGUGGUCCUCUCAAGGCACCGGCUGUGGAGACCGUUGUCUUGUAUGCGGGCGAGACGCCAAGCGAGCAGGACAAACACAAAAGGAUAGUGGAGCGGCCCAGGAAGCGGCCUGCGUGGUUCAGUCAGUAAUGAUCAUUUAGUAUGCAUGUAUAAUACACGUUGUCAAAGUUUUGUCUAGAACUGAAUUUUUUUGCAAGAAAAACAAAAAAAAAAAAGUGUACUUUGAUUCAUUCUGUGCAAAUGGCAAGUUUGUAUCCGAGUUCACUUUGUAAAGACGUUGAGAGUGAACUCUCCCUGCCCGUUUGGAGGCGAGAGAUUAGGAAAAUAAACAUGUUUGUGGCACUAUCAGUCUGUGAUUAAUUGUGAUUAAUUCUUUUUUGCCCCAAGCCUAGUGCCUAUUUUUUUUUAACAAGUAAUCUCGCCACGCUCUAAACUCGUGAUAUCUCAUGACACCCCUCCAUUGUGGACUGUUCUAUUUCAACCAUGUAAACAAAUUCAGUGUUGACAAGUUUAUCUUUCAAAGCUUUAUUAUGAGGACUGUACAGUGUUGCAAUUAUCUGAACAAUAAGACAGUUCUCGUGCACCAAGAUAUGUUCCAAAAUAAAGCAUCUUCUCUGUU
Doryrhamphus excisus (bluestripe pipefish) is the source of this 1121-nucleotide messenger RNA. RefSeq names its product mitochondrial ribosomal protein L32 (gene mrpl32). Gene Ontology annotation, molecular function: structural constituent of ribosome. Gene Ontology annotation, cellular component: mitochondrial large ribosomal subunit. Gene Ontology annotation, biological process: translation. NCBI's taxonomy places the organism in Eukaryota, Metazoa, Chordata, Actinopteri, Syngnathiformes, Syngnathidae. The record is from RefSeq and is a predicted model, not a curated record.